CACAGACUUUCCACGUAGGCCAUGUACAAGACAUCCUCGCCUUCUUUGGCCUCAACUCGUUGCCCAUACACCUUUGACGUUGCACUAUCCGUCAGCAGCCAUCGUAUUCCUCUGCCGCCGCUGGGUCCAACUUCAACAUGCCUGUCACCUACACCCCCUACCCCAAGGACCUCAACCUCAACAAGCAGGACAUUCCCAUUCCUGGUAGCGAGACGGCAACCACGAGUGCCUCCUAUGUGACCACCACCUUUGACCCCAGUCUCAUCCAGGUGGACCUGAACGGAAACCCGCGACCCAGGACGCUGUAUGAGCUCUUUGAGAACACCGCAAACGAGUUCCCGAAUAUCCCAAUCUUCCGUUCCCGAGUGCUUCUGAAGCCGACCAAGGCUGGAGAGGCCCCUGCUGUUGGGAACGAGACUGUGGACACCACGUACGCCGAGGUUCAGCAUCGCCGCAAUGCCCUCGGCUCGGCCUUGCUCGCUCUCGAGCGUCUCGGCCGUCUUCGUAACCCCAACACUCCGGCCGGCUAACAGUCUCCACCGGAGAUCGUUUAUGAAGGCAUCCCAGCGUGGGGAGACCGUCUUAAAGGCGGGGCUCGUCGAGGCUGGGCCGUUGGUGUCUGGAGCCGCAAUCGCGAAGAGUGGCAGGUUGUCGAUCUCGCAUGCCAGGCCUAUGGACUCGUCGGCGUGAGCCUCUACGAAACCCUUGGCCCCAACACAACAGAGUUCAUUACCAACCACUGCCCUGUGCCUAUCAUCUUCGCGUCGUCAAACCACCUGGUCGACAUUUUGAAGAUUGCGCCGCGCUGCCCUUCUCUUCGUGCCGUUGUGUCAAUGGACCGCCUUUCGUCUGGAGAGCGCGAUGUUCUCUCCCAGUGGUCAACCUCUCUGGGCAUCUUGCUUUUGGACAUGGCCGACCUUGAGGAGUGGGGUCUCGAGCCCGGAAACUACGUUGCCCCCGGCCCUCUUGAGGGCGAGAGGGAGCUCGAUUGCAACCGCAUUGCGACAAUCAGCUAUACCAGUGGCACUACCGGCAACCCCAAGGGCGUGAUCCUUACCAACUGGAACAUGACUUCUGCCACUCUCUCACAGUCAUUGGGUGGCGUGGAGUUCUUCACCAAGCCGGGCUGGAGGUUCAUGUCGUACCUGCCUUUGAGCCACAUCUUUUAGCGCUUCCUGCAGAUCCUUGUCAUCGCAGGCGCUGGCACCAUCUGUUUCAGCUGCGGCGAUACUACCAAGCUUCUCGAGGACGCCCAGGUCUUCAAGCCACACUUCUUCCCUGGCGUGCCGAGAGUUUGGAACCGGUGAGUGGAAGAACCUUUGAACCUUUCAACUGAGCGACAGUGUGCACGCGGCCAUUCAAACCCAGAUGGACACUCCUGGUCUUAAGGGUGCCCUUCUCCGCCAGGCCGUUGCUGCCAAGAGGGCCAAUUGGAGGGAGCAUGGCCAAGUGACCCACAGGGUAUACGACGCGCUCGUUUUCAGCAAGGUGCGCGCCUUGUUGGGUGGUCAGGUUAGGUACAUGUCGUCUGGCUCGGCCCCCCUUUCCGGUGCCGUUCACGAGCUCCUCAAGCUUUGCUUCAGCUGCGAUGUUGUUCAGGGUUACGGGUUGACAGAGACUGUUGGCACCUGCAGCAAGGGCAUUGCCUGGGAUGUCGGAGCUACCGGAACCUGCGGACACCUCACUAACUGCAACGAGGUCAUGCUCGCGGAUGUUGCCGAGAUGGGCUACACUCACAAGGACUCGCCGAACCCCCGUGGCGAAGUUUGCAUUCGUGGCGACAACAUCUUCAUUGGCUACCUUCACGACCCGGAGAACACCAGCAAGGCUUUGGACAAGGACGGCUGGUUCCACACUGGAGACAUUGGCGAGUUUGACUCUGCCGGGCGCCUCAAGAUUAUCGACCGCGUCAAGAAUGUCGUCAAGCUCAGCCAGGGCGAAUAUGUCGCUUUGGAGAAGCUGGAGGGCAUCUAUGCUCUCAACCCGCUCUUUGCGGCCCUCAUCGUCCACGCAGACUCGCUCCGUUCGUCUCUCGUGGCUAUUGCUGUGUUGGAUCCGGCCCUCGCCUCGAAGCUGGUCUUUGACGUCCUUGGCGAGAAGAUUGCCCCCGAGGACACCGAGGCCCUCGACAAGGCCGUCCAGAACGAGAAGAUUCGGGACAAGAUUGUGGCCGGCUUCGCCCAGGUUGCCAAGAAGAACAAGCUUAACGGGUUUGAACACAUCCGUGGUGUCUUCCCCACAGUUCUACCCUUUGCGGACGAUCUCAUGACGCCUACCCAGAAGGUCAAGCGCAAUGUUGCAGCCAAAUUCUUCGAGAAGGAAAUCGAGGAGAUCUACAACAAGACGGAAGGCAAGAUUUCCAAGCUGUGAAAGGAUGUUGUAUGCCGUCUCGUUUUGUGAACUGCCCAGAAUUGAAUGUAUUGGUGCC
This is a messenger RNA of Vanrija pseudolonga, 2428 nucleotides long. RefSeq lists its product as uncharacterized. Gene Ontology annotation, biological process: long-chain fatty acid metabolic process. Gene Ontology annotation, cellular component: membrane; endoplasmic reticulum. Gene Ontology annotation, molecular function: long-chain fatty acid-CoA ligase activity. The transcript has 18 exons. NCBI's taxonomy places the organism in Eukaryota, Fungi, Basidiomycota, Tremellomycetes, Trichosporonales, Trichosporonaceae. Bases 138 to 530 code for a protein of 130 amino acids. The record is from RefSeq and is a predicted model, not a curated record.